Molecule: messenger RNA, 2863 nt
Organism: Ictalurus punctatus (channel catfish)
Lineage: Eukaryota; Metazoa; Chordata; Actinopteri; Siluriformes; Ictaluridae
Product: sodium/hydrogen exchanger 9B2
Exons: 13
Coding region: 408-2045 (545 amino acids)
Biological process (GO): proton transmembrane transport
Cellular component (GO): membrane
Molecular function (GO): antiporter activity
Source: RefSeq, a predicted model, not a curated record
UUCGUUUUGGCAUUAUAGAAUGACGUCAUCCUGCGCCACUCUAUAAUAUCGCUAUUAAACUCUGGGCUGUUUACAAUCGGCUUCCAUUUUAGUUUUCCCCCGCUUCCUUAUAGUUCUGUGAUUGGUUCAAUCCCAAACCGCUCCCUAUACUCUAGUGCACUGAGUAGGGAGUAACCGCCAUGACAUCACAGUUUAAGUAGUGCGCUGUCAGAGAGAGUGAGGAAGUAUUUGGGAUCGAGCCGGGGAUUUCAGCACCACAGCGGUUUUCUUCAGCAUCCACACCAGAGGAAGAAGCACGAGCUCGGUAUGAAGCUGCUUGUAGCUCCGCCCAGUUAGUGGGCGGGAAGUGGAGGUGGAAGUGGCGUGAACGUCCUCGCUGGUCGGAGAUGAAGUGAUCUCUCGGUAUUAUGGACCAUGCUGAGUCUCAAAUCGAUUCAUCCCGCUCGCUGGAGGAGGAAGAAGCUCCUGUGGUGGGAAACCAUGCUGAGUGUUCGGGUAAUCAGACGUUCCAUGCGUUGUUGAGUGAGGACACGGAGGACACGGAGGACACGGAGGGGCAGAGACCCGGACACCCGAUAGACGCCUCCACCAACACGGAGCCAAAGCGACGAUGCUGUGGGUGGCUGAGGAGGCGGUGCCCGUGUCCCCCCCGCGGCCUGCUGGCAUCACUUAUCACCAAAGCAUCCAUGGCCGCGGUGUUAUUCGGAGUGGUUUGGUCCAUCACUGAGGACGAGUGUCUCCCCGGAGGAAACCUGUUCGGCAUCGUCAUCGUGUUUAUCUGCUCUCUGAUUGGAGGAAAGCUUGUGGGAUUAGUCCGUCUGCCCCGCCUCCCGCCCCUCCCCCCUCUCCUGGGUAUGUUGUUAGCAGGUGUCCUCCUCAGGAACAUCCCCGUGGUAACGGAGGCGGUGUACAUCGACUUCAGAUGGUCCGCGUCUCUGAGAAACGGCGCCCUGGCUGUCAUUCUGACCCGAGCUGGCCUGGGAUUGGACGCUUCGGCGCUGAGGAAGCUGAAGGCGGUGUGUGUCCGUGUGGCUGCGGGUCCGUGUCUCAUCGAAAGCUCGACCGUGGCUCUGCUGUCUCACUUCCUCAUGGGACUUCCCUGGAUCUGGGGCUUCAUACUGGGGUUCGUUCUGGGUGCCGUGUCUCCUGCUGUGGUGGUUCCCUCCAUGCUGCUACUGCAGAAGGACGGGUACGGGGCGGAGCAGGGCGUGCCCACGCUCUUAAUGGCCGCCGGAAGCUUCGACGAUGUCCUGGCCAUCACAGGGUUCACCACCUGCCUCGGCAUCGCCUUCGCCACCGGCUCUACCUGGUUCAACAUCCUCCGAGGGUUUUUAGAGGUUUUAGGGGGUGUGGUUGCGGGCGUGGCUCUCGGGUUCUUCCUUCGUUAUUUUCCCAGUGAAGACCAGAAAGGUCUGGUGCUGAAGCGUUCCUUCCUGCUGCUCGGUCUCGGUGUGUUUGCUGUGUUCGGCUCUAACGUGGCCGGAUUCCCCGGGUCUGGAGGACUCUGUACGCUCGUCCUCGCGUUCCUCGCUGGAACCGGCUGGGAAAAUAAAGCUUCUGUAGAGGAGGUUGUAGGUAAGGUAUGGGAUGUGUUUCAGCCUCUGUUGUUUGGACUGAUUGGAGCUGAAAUCCGGGUCGGUGCUCUAGAGCCUAUCACAGUGGCUCUGGGUCUGGCCACUCUCAGCAUUGCCCUGAGUGUGAGGAUCUUCUUCACCUUCCUCAUGGUGCUCUGCGCUGGAUUUGAUUUGAAAGAGAAGAUCUUCAUCGCUCUGGCCUGGAUGCCUAAAGCCACUGUUCAGGCUGCGAUUGGCUCGACGGCUCUGGACACGGCGCGUGUGAAGCAGGAUGAGGAGUGUCAGCGUUUUGGUAUGGACGUGCUGAGCGUGGCCGUUCUCUCCAUCCUCAUCACUGCUCCACUCGGAGCGCUGCUCAUCGGCCUGUGUGGACCACGCCUACUGAGGAGACCCAAGAACCCCGAGUGGGCUGUAAGUCAGGGUACUCUGUCACCAUCAGAUGCCCGGGUCACCUACGAGAGUGCAAUCUGAUACUUGUGGAACUUUCCAGAACAGGCAGUCAGAAGAUCAGUACCUCAAACUCUGGCUUUGUGACUCCCCUGUGACUCUUCUACAACUCUACGACUCUCCUGUAACUCUAUUUUGUCUCCUCUUUGACUCCCCUGUGACUCCUUUAUGACUCUCCUGUGAUUCUACUGUAACUCUAUUUUGUCUCCUCUGUCUCUCCUCUGCGACUACUUUGUUUUUUUUUCCUCUUUUUUUUAAAAGAAUUUUGACCAUAGAAUUUUGCAGGUUUGUUAUGUGUACACAUUGCUCUUGAUUAUUUUAAGGCCUUUAUUUUACAUUUAUAUUUCUAAAGAGACGACUGAAAGUGGGAAAUAUAGACAAACACAAUUUCUAUUUACGUGAUUGUUGUAAUUAAAAAAAAGGGAUUAUCUGUUUUAAAGAUAAAACAGCAUCAUGCUGGAAUUAUGCCAUUUUUCUCACCACAAUAAAUCAGUGUGUAUUUUAUAAAAUAGAAUUAAAUUAUAUUAAAUGAAAUGUUAAUCAGUUUUUCUCAGGUCAUCGUGCUCCUUGCGCUCUUACGGCUCCAUCAGUACUGAAAACUUUAUUUAUUUCUUUUCUCCUGUUUCACUGCUGGAAUGAACACACGGUUGCUUUUUCAUUGAUUCUGAUAUAUUUUUCAUGGAUUUUUUGUAUUUAUUACUAACAGUAUAUUGUAUAGACAUUGCAGCGUGUUACCUCAAUAUUGUACAAAUGGGAUCAUACAGAUGAAUCAUACAGGGAUAUUUUCAUGACUCUGGUCAGUAAUGACUCGGUGUAUCCAUUAAAGGAUUCCUUGAUUAUUA